CUUUUGGAGGCCUAACGCAGUUUUUCCAGACCCUGAAAAGCAUUUCGUCAUAGGACAAGCAGCAAAUUACAUCUCGUUGUGUUAAUGAUUUAACAGCGUAUUUGUGCAGGUAUUUGUGUCAGAGUGCCACAGCACUGAGCGUGAUAUUCAACACGCUGGGGCCACUCAUUCUCGGGAAAUCCUGCUCUUGAGGUUUCGAAGAUGUUGAGUUAUCUGCCCUUUUUAUCAACGCAGACGUGGACACUGCUUCUGCUAUUCCUGGGCCUGCUUGUGGUAUACGGAUACUGGCCAUAUGGAGUCUUCAAGAAGUUGGGGAUACCCGGUCCAAAGCCCGUGCUAUUUUUUGGAAAUAUGCUGAACUACACAAAGGGAUUCCACAAUUUUGAUUUGGAGUGUUUCCAGAAGUAUGGCAAGAUGUGGGGAAUUUAUGAAGGCCGGCAGCCUAUUAUUUUCAUCACCGACACAGAGUUGAUCAAAACCAUACUCGUCAAGGAGUGCUACUCGAUUUUCACCAAUAGACGGGAUAUUGGCCUCAAUGGACCCCUGCACGAUGCUGUGUCCGUUGCUGAGGAUGAAGACUGGAAAAGGAUUCGUAGUGUGCUGUCUCCAUCUUUCACCAGUGGCCGCUUGAAGGAGAUGUUUGGGAUCAUGAAGACGCACUCGCGCAACCUGGUGAACAGCAUGAAGAAGGAUGCAGAUCUGGCCAAGGCAUCAGACACUAAAGAGUACUUUGGGGCUUACAGCAUGGAUGUGGUGACCAGCACAGCUUUCAGUGUGGAUAUCGACUCCCUCAACAACCCUAAAGACCCCUUUGUCACCAACAUCAAGAAAAUGCUGAAGUUUGACUUUUUGAACCCCCUCUUCCUGAUAGUGGCUUUCUUCCCCUUCAUGACACCCAUCUUGGAGAAAAUGAACUUUGCAUUUUUCCCCAUUUCUGUGACGGACUUCUUCUACGCUGCACUGCAGACCAUUAAGGCUGAGAGGGUGACCAACUCUAGCAAGAACCGAGUGGACUUUUUACAGCUGAUGGUGGACUCCCAGGCUCCACAGAAAGAGGAAAAUGGAAGUGGGGAUGGCACUAACAAAGGACUGAGUGACCAUGAGAUUCUGUCUCAAGCAAUGAUCUUCAUCUUUGCCGGCUACGAGACAAGCAGUGCAACUAUGAAUUUCCUGUUCUACCUUCUGGCCACAAACCCAGAUACCCUGAAGAUUCUCCACGAUGAGAUUGAUGAAGUUUUCCCAGACAAGGCUGAAGUCCAGUAUGAAGCUCUGAUGCAGAUGGAGUAUCUGGACUGCGUGAUCAACGAGACGCUGCGCCUGUAUCCUCCUGCUGCUCGCCUCGAGAGGGUCUGCAAGAAGACGGUAGAGAUCAGCGGUGUCAUCUACCCCAAGGGAAUCGUUGUUACGGUGCCCACAUAUGCCCUUCACAGAGACCCAGAACUCUGGACAGAACCUGAGAACUUCAAACCAGAGAGGUUCAAUAAGGAGAACAAGGAGACCAUUAAUCCGUACUCGUACAUGCCGUUCGGAAUGGGCCCCAGGAACUGCAUCGGGAUGCGCUUCGCUCUCAUCAGCAUAAAGCUGGCCAUCGUGGAGCUGCUGCAGCGGUUUACCAUCACUACCUGUGCUGAGACCGAGAUUCCACUGGAGUUGGACUCCUUGGGUCUAUUGGCUCCAAUGAGACCCAUCAAGCUGCAGCUGGUCCCUCGGUCGUCUGGGGCGCAGCUGAACCCCGGAGGCUGAACGACCACAUGCACCGGACGUCCCAUCACACCUGUCAGUGCUGCCGUCAGUUGAUUCACCCAAAUGGAAAAACUGAAACAGUGGUUUCACACACAUAAUUAGGGCCCCUUUGAUAUGCAGUAACAUAUAAAAAGUAUAUGUUUUAUAUAUGACCUACCUUGCACUUUGGAGGGCAUAAUGCCAUUUUAGUAUGAAAUCUAUAUGUAACCUCUUUACCACUAAUUUACAUGGACUUAUCUUAGCAGAUGUUGCUUACAGAACUCUAGCUAUCUCAUCUCUAACUAACUCAUCAAACAUGAUUGAAUGAUCUAACCUUUGCUCUGAUCUUGUGGGUUAAUAAUGUCCUCACCCCCAUGGAAGGCUCAUCAAGGCACUUAUGAUUUUUUUGGUUAAUUUUAAUUUGUUCAUUUGGUUAGUUCUUUUGUGAAAUAAACAGCCUUUUUUCCUCA
This is a messenger RNA of Clupea harengus (Atlantic herring), 2192 nucleotides long. RefSeq names its product cytochrome P450 3A30-like. NCBI's taxonomy places the organism in Eukaryota, Metazoa, Chordata, Actinopteri, Clupeiformes, Clupeidae. Gene Ontology annotation, molecular function: heme binding; oxidoreductase activity, acting on paired donors, with incorporation or reduction of molecular oxygen, reduced flavin or flavoprotein as one donor, and incorporation of one atom of oxygen; iron ion binding. The record is from RefSeq and is a predicted model, not a curated record.